AUGAGGAUGUUGGAGCCUGACAUCUACCACUGCAUGGAUUACCAUGCAGCUUUGGCACCCCUCUACUUGCAGGAGAAGCCGAUCCCAAUGAUCUUGGUUUUGCACAAUGCAGACUACAUGGGUGUGAUCGAAACUGACUUCAUCAAUGAUCGCUUCUGGAAGACAACACCUCCAAUGCGACGCCUCAGCUUGGUGUUCAAUCUCAAAAUCCCGGCCAUUCGGAAGUACGUGAUGUUCGAGGGGCGCUUCAACAUGUUGAAGGCUGGUGUCGCUUAUAUCAAGGAGAUGCAGGCCGGUCAUGGAGUUUGUGCCGUCUCCACCAACUACGCACUGGAUCUCAAACGUGAACGGAUGCUCUUCCGUGGCCUGCCCAACAUCUUACCCUUGGACAAUGCGACCGACCCCGCCGAAGAUCAGGGUGCUGCAGGCAUCGAGAAGCUCCGGAAGAUGCGCUUUGAGGCGAAGGCAGCGCUGCAGAAGCACUGCGACUUGGACCAGGACCCGGGAGCCAAAAUUCUGAUCUUCAUCGGAAGAUGGGUGAAGCAGAAGGGCGUGGACCACAUCGCCAUGCUCACCAAGGACAUCUUGAAGAGCCGACGAGAGGUCCAGAUCGUUCUGGCAGGACCCCCGGACGACGCCUUUGGGCUCUAUGCGCAAGAGCUCUUGGCACCGCUCAAGCCGCUCUUCAAAGGGCGCCUCUUCGUGUGCACGGAGUUCUUCCGUUUGCCCAACGAGCUUCGGCGUGGCGCGCACCUCUGCUUGACGCCCUCCUGCUCUGAACCUUUCGGCUACGUGGAUGUGGAGUUUGGCUUAUUGGGUGUCCCUUCCGUUGGAUGUGCGAUUGGGGGCUUGGGGAAAAUGCCUGGCAUCUACUUCCGCCAACAAAAUGCGGACUCGCCGCACAUGUUGCUGGAAGCAUUCUAUUGUGCGAUCGACCAUGCUCUUGAUCUACCAGAGCCCCAGUACUGGCAGAUGGCGAAGGCUGCGACCAAGGCGACCUUUCCCUUCAUCAUUUGGCGUGAGAAUUUGCUUGAAGCAUAUCACCUUGCCUUGGUCCACUUCAAGGAGAAGAACUUUGCCCGGCUGAAUCGUCUGUGGGCACAGGUAGCAGGCCGCGAAGGGGUGCAACGGGAACUGGCACAUCGCGAGAACAACCGCUUCCGACGUAUGUCCUCCACAUCCAUCGUGGCGCAACAGAUGCGUGUCUUGGACGUGGAUGCUGAUGCAGAGUUCCUGGAGCAGCAGGUCAGUGAGGAGCACAUCGACGGUUUCGCCGACGGACCGUUGGAGGGACCGGGAUGUGGUUUUUAA
Messenger RNA from Durusdinium trenchii, 1311 nucleotides. The record is from the annotation of a GenBank genome assembly. Lineage: Eukaryota; Dinophyceae; Suessiales; Symbiodiniaceae.